AUGAGUCCGUUGGUGGUGUUGUUCGCUGUGAUCGCUGCGGCCGCUGCGGCCCCACAAUAUUUGAAGCGAUCAAUCGGCCAUGCUGUAGCUUAUUCAGUACCAUCGGCAGUAUCGCACCAGUCUCGCGUAGAUGUGCAUAGUUCGCCAGCGGUAGUGGCAACUGCUGUUGCUGCUCCAGUGGUUGCUGAACCAGCCGUGGUCGAAGCUCGCACCUUGUACGCCGCUCCCGCAGUUUACUCCGUUCCAUCUGCUGUGUCACAUCAAUCACGCGUGGAUGUGCGAUCAUCUCCUGCUGUAGUAGCCACUGCCCCCGUCGUGGCCGCUCAUGCCGUCGCUCCAGUAGUGGAGGCUCGUUCAGUUUACGCUCCAGCUGCGACGGUAUACGCAGGUGGUUCAGCAGUUUCACAUCAGUCUCGUGUCGACGUCCAGUCUACUCCAGGCUUCGUCACCGAGCAGGUGGUGGCUCCGGUGGUGGAUGCGCGCUCUGCGUGGGCCCCUUCGGUGUACACCUCGACAUGGUGA
This is a messenger RNA of Amyelois transitella, 522 nucleotides long. RefSeq lists its product as uncharacterized. The coding region runs from base 1 to 522 and encodes 173 amino acids. The record is from RefSeq and is a predicted model, not a curated record. The transcript has 2 exons. Lineage: Eukaryota; Metazoa; Arthropoda; Insecta; Lepidoptera; Pyralidae.